This is a messenger RNA of Dufourea novaeangliae, 1014 nucleotides long. RefSeq names its product protein arginine N-methyltransferase 6 (gene Art8). NCBI's taxonomy places the organism in Eukaryota, Metazoa, Arthropoda, Insecta, Hymenoptera, Halictidae. The coding region runs from base 1 to 1014 and encodes 337 amino acids. Gene Ontology annotation, biological process: peptidyl-arginine methylation. Gene Ontology annotation, molecular function: protein-arginine N-methyltransferase activity. The transcript is spliced from 4 exons. Gene Ontology annotation, cellular component: nucleus. The record is from RefSeq and is a predicted model, not a curated record.
AUGGACCAAUACUUUAAAAGUUAUGAAGAACUUGAUGUACACCAAUUAAUGUUAACUGACAAAGCUCGAACUCUUGCUUACAAGAAUGCUAUAAUGAAUUCUAAACAUCUUUUUGAGAACAAAAGUGUUAUGGACGUUGGCGCUGGAACAGGAAUAUUAUCGAUUUUCUGCACAAAAGCUGGCGCAAAAAAAGUUUAUGCAGUAGAAGCGAGUGAUUUAUCUAAACUUACAGAAAAAGUCGUAAUAGAGAACAAACUGAAUAGGAUAACAGUAAUCCACAGUAAAGUAGAGGACAUUGAUUCAAAUAAUUUAGAAAAAGUUGAUAUUAUAAUUUCAGAGUGGAUGGGAUUUUAUUUAGUCCACGAAGGAAUGUUAGAUUCUGUUCUCUUUGCAAGAGAUCAUUUUCUAAAAGAAAAUGGUUUGCUGUUUCCAUCUAUUGCUAAACUAUAUGCAUCGCCGUGUCAAUUGCCAUCCAUGUAUAACUUUUGGGCUGAUGUUUAUGGAGUCAGUAUGAAAUGUAUUGGAGAGGAAUACAGGAAAACCAAAUCAAUGAAGCCAGAAGUAUUGUAUGUAGAUGAAAAGGAUCUUUUAGCUGAAAGUAAACUAUUGGCAUGGCUGGACUUACAAUGCAUUGAUGUGCAAGAGUUAGAUCUUCUUGGAGGGGAGAAUUAUAUUUCUGUUUGUAACAAAGAUGGAAACUAUCAAGGAAUUUGCAUCUGGUUUGAUGUUGAGUUUCCAGAUGGUUCAGAAUUAUCCACAAGCCCAUUUAAUGAAGCUACACAUUGGAAACAAACUGCUAUCGUUUUACCUACAGAUAUGGAUGUAGUAAAAGGUGAACCCAUUGCAUUUAAAUUAGAACUGAAGAGAAAUCCGAUUAAAACCAGACAGUAUAACAUGGAAUUGGUAUUCCUGGAUGCAUCAGAAGUAGACCACGAGGUUCCUUGUCAUUGUCAUAUGACAAAGUGCAUUGUAAUGAGAACGUACAUAGACGAACUAGCAAAUGAUAAUUCUUAG